AUGGCGACGGCGAUUGUACGUACAGCUCUUUCCCGAGCAGCGAUCAGCGCAGCUCCGAGGACAUCUGUCGCUCCUAAGCGAAGCUUUUCUGCGUCCGCUGGCCAUGACGACGCUUACGAAGCUGCGAAGUGGGAGAAGAUAACUUAUCUGGGUAUCGCUAGUUGCACUGCUCUAGCCGCCUGGGUUUUAUCCAAGGGCCACCAUCACGGAGAGGACCCUCCUGCCUAUCCUUAUAUGCACAUCCGCAACAAGGAGUUUCCUUGGGGUCCAGACGGUUUGUUUGAGGUGAAGCACAACGAAGGGCACUGA
Messenger RNA from Microthlaspi erraticum, 309 nucleotides. Lineage: Eukaryota; Viridiplantae; Streptophyta; Magnoliopsida; Brassicales; Brassicaceae. The record is from the annotation of a GenBank genome assembly.